UACAUGCAGAUUAUCUUAACAUUUCAAACAUUAAUAACAAAAUAUUUUAGGACGUCAACGUGCAAUGAAGAGAAGGAGUCUUUAGAAGGAAAUAUUGUUAGAGCGGCCGCUUUGAUCCUCGACACUUCAUCAUGACAUCACCAUCGUCCUGUCAAUGGACGCGCGCACAAAACAAUCCCCAGGAUUGCUUGAAUCGCGCGGUCACACGCGCUCAAGGAGCAUUUGUCAUCAGUGAAGAAGAGACAGAACUGUAUCAAGUUGACAGAGAGGCAGAGUCAUCGCUUCUUCUACCUACUGAAGCUUUUACUUGCGUGUAAUCAUGGAUGCGUCCCUCUUUCAGUUCUUCAUAGAGGAAUUCGGCGACACUAACUGUACUCUUAUGGAUGCUUUUCAGGACACUUUAUAUGAGAAUUCGUCUUUCGCGUCGAUGAGUGUCGACGGUCUCUAUUGUAACGCCACCACGGAUGAAAUCGGAACUUGCUGGCCAAGAAGCAACUCUGGACGGAUAAUUGAGCGACCCUGUCCAGAGUACAUUAACGGCGUCAAAUACAACACCACUAGAAUUGCGUACAGAGAGUGUUUGGACAAUGGCACGUGGGCACUGAAAAGUAACUACUCCAACUGUGAGCCUAUUUUAGAGGAAAAGAGGAAGUACCCCAUGCACUACAAGAUAGCCCUCAUCAUCAACUACUUUGGUCACUGUAUAUCUGUUGGAGCUCUCGUUAUCGCCUUCAUUCUCUUUCUGUGCUUGAGGAGCAUCCGAUGCCUUCGCAACAUAAUCCACUGGAACUUAAUUACGACUUUCAUUCUGAGGAAUGUAAUGUGGUUUUUGCUUCAACUGAUUGACGAAAACAUUUAUGAGACGAAUGAGCCCUGGUGUCGUCUUAUAACAACAAUCUAUAAUUACUUUGUGGUGACCAAUUUUUUCUGGAUGUUUGUGGAGGGCUGCUAUCUUCACACGGCUAUUGUGAUGACAUAUUCCACAGACAAGCUUCGAAAAUGGGUCUUCCUCUUCAUUGGAUGGUGUAUACCGUGUCCGAUAAUUAUAGCGUGGGCCAUUGGAAAACUUUACAAUGAAAACGAACAAUGCUGGUUUGGGAAGGAACCUGGAAAGUACAUAGACUACAUUUAUCAGGGGCCUGUGAUUUUAGUUCUUCUUAUAAAUUUUGUGUUCCUUUUCAACAUUGUGCGCAUUUUAAUGACAAAGCUGAGGGCCUCUACCACAUCUGAAACAAUACAAUACAGGAAAGCGGUGAAGGCCACUCUAGUGCUUCUGCCUUUACUUGGUAUCACAUACAUGCUGUUCUUUGUGAACCCAGGCGAGGAUGACAUAUCUCAAAUUGUGUUUAUAUAUUUCAACUCAUUUCUACAGUCCUUUCAGGGAUUCUUUGUGUCGGUAUUUUACUGCUUUCUUAAUGGGGAGGUACGUUCUGCAGCCAGAAAGCGUUGGCAUCGCUGGCAGGACAAUCACGCACUGCGAGUCAGAGUGGCGAGAGCCAUGUCCAUCCCCACCUCCCCCACCCGCAUCAGCUUUCACAGCAUCAAGCAGACCACAGCCGUCUGA
Messenger RNA from Onychostoma macrolepis, 1564 nucleotides. It is a transcript of the gene crhr2, whose product is annotated as corticotropin-releasing factor receptor 2. Bases 320 to 1564 code for a protein of 414 amino acids. Gene Ontology annotation, molecular function: corticotrophin-releasing factor receptor activity; G protein-coupled peptide receptor activity; corticotropin-releasing hormone receptor activity. The transcript is spliced from 12 exons. The record is from RefSeq and is a predicted model, not a curated record. Gene Ontology annotation, cellular component: plasma membrane; axon terminus; dendrite. Gene Ontology annotation, biological process: adenylate cyclase-modulating G protein-coupled receptor signaling pathway; cell surface receptor signaling pathway; long-term synaptic potentiation. NCBI's taxonomy places the organism in Eukaryota, Metazoa, Chordata, Actinopteri, Cypriniformes, Cyprinidae.